AUCACUCUAAAAGUUAAAGCAUGAUCUAUAAAUAGAUACUAGCAGUAAAUGUCACUUGUACAUGAAUCACCGAACUGUAGAGAAACUAAUAUUAAAUUGAACGUUUUAGAACUUAACGGACAUUCGUUAGAAAAAAGGGAAAUAUCUAAAUUUGAAAGAAAAAAGGGAAUAAGUCUAAAAUAAUUAGAGGUAAGAACUAAAUGUAAGAAUUUACUUAUAGUUAGAGGAAGUAGGCAACUGGCAACACUUAUUUAUUUACUUAUUUAUUAAUUAAAAAUUAACACUUGACUUUGCACUUUGACAACACAUUUUUUCAUUAUAAAGUAAAGUAUAAAGUCAACAAAGUGACUCAGUUCAGAGUGUUCAGUAUCACUGUCAGUAUAAUCAGUUAAUCAUUGAAUUGUAACUUGUAGUUGUAGUGAAGUGGGUAUGUUCCUUCCACAGUGAGUAGUAGUAGUUAGUUAACUUAACGUUUAUAGUGUAUAGUUAUAUUAUGAAGUUUAUGGAACAAGUGUAAGUGGAUCAUCUUGGGCCUUGAUUCUUGAAAUUUUAAAAGUAACAAUUUACUUCAAUUAAGUAGACAACACUUAGCAAUAUAAUGAAGUACAAAGUUAAUAAAGUGAACACAGUACAGUACAGUGACUCUGUUCAAUCACUAUUCAGUGUCACGGUUAAUAAUCAGUAUUAUUUAAUUGUUAUUGAAAUUGUACCGUAACUGAUAGUAUAUAUAGUGAUAGUGAACAUGGAACUGUGUGAACAUGGAACUGUGUACGGUCUUCUGACUCAAUGGUAAUGUUUAUCAAUAAUCAAAUUAUUCAAUUGUCUUGGGCCUUGAUUCUUGAAAUUUAUUUAAAAAAUUAAGAUAAAAAUAAUAUAUUAAAAGUUACGUGUAGUCUUAGCCAAAAGCAAAAAAGUGAUUUAAAUUGAACAAACUAAGUUUAUUUCUUAAACAAGGUACUAAGUUAAAAUGGCGACUUAGUAUUAGUAGACUGUUAAAAUUAAAAAUACAUGAUUGAACAAUAAUUUAUUGCUUGUGAACAAUAAUUUAUUGCUUGAUACUCACUGGGACCCAGUGACAGUGGCAUCGGCAUGGCAUGGGCUUAUACUUAUUUAAUUAUUUAUGGCAAAAGAGAAUUGGACCUACUACUUGACUUAAUUAAAUCAACUUGCUUAGACGUACUUAGUUAACUUAGUACUUGUUACUAGUUAGUCUAGCUAGUAAAGUUAUAAUAUUAAUAUUAAUAUAAAAAUGCAUCCCUCUGCGUUAUCUAUAUAAUUUAUACUAGUUUAGCUCAAACUAAGCUUAAAUUGAAGUGAAUAUAAUAUAAUAUUAAUAUCAAUCAAGGAAAUAUACCUGGUGAAAGUAUUUUGGGAAGUGGUGUUUUGCUCAUCCAAUUGUAAAAAUAAAUAAACUUCACUUUGAUUAUUUCUUAUGUCUUUAUUUUGAUGCUAUUUUGUAAAUAUUUUGUAUUUUGUAAUAUAUUAGUCUAGACAACUAUUAGUAAUCAUACAUGCCAACCUGGAUGGUUUACCCGUACUUUGUACAGAUUUUAAACGUUGUUCAGGUUGUAUGACAUACAGGCUUUUGUAUGGUUUUUCACUGGAUUUAGAGAAGAAAUAUAUAUGCACAUGACAGUGACACACAUUUGAAAUAUUGAAAUAUAAUUGGCAUCAGACAAUGCUAUGAAUUCAAAAUUGGUCAAAAGGACGCUCAAAUCCUCUUGUCCUGUUCAAAAUUACUUUUGGCCCAAAUUCUGGGAUUGUAGGCUAUCUAUAUUUUACUGUUUCAAUAAGAACGUUCUUUUAUACAAUAGCCUUGUAUUUAAAAAAAUAAUCUACAUGAAUUUUCCCCCUUUAUGGUGAAAGUAAGGCUAAAAAUUGAUUGUCAACAUAAUAACUUUGACAAGAUGGAAAAAUUGAAUUUCCAUUUGUAAAUUUAAAUACAGAAACCUAUUUUACUACAGCGAGCAUAAUUAACCAAACAAUGUGCCUAAUUACAAGCUAGUUUUAUUUUAAUAGAUGUUAUCUAUCUUAAUGUAAACAUGCUAACACAGCAAAGGGAAAAAAUUCAUAAAUAUUUACUAAAAAGAAGACAAAAUUUGCACGCAUUGAAAACAUUGAUAGUUAAGUGAUGAAAAUAUAAUAAAUUAUACUUUUUUUUUCCUUCAAAUUUUCAUUAUUUUUUUAUUCUGUGCAGUUUUUCAUGCUGUUUUACAAUUUUUUUUUUUUUUUUAAACAGUUUUUGAUGCCGACAGGUUUUUAGGGAUUUAUACUAGUCCAAACUAUUAUUUCAGUAAUAUAGUAUGCCUCUCAGUAAACAGAUAGACUAAUCAGCUCAAGAGUUAAUAUUUUAUUUAAAUGGAAAUUGUUAUUCAAAUGAGACAUCCUUACGUUCUAUUUUUAAUAGAUUGGAAUAUCUUUAACUUUAAAUCCUUUAUUUAUUCUUUUCAAAACAGAAGUUCGAUCUGACCAGACUAUCAUCAUGUUUAAAAGUGGACCUAACUACACGAAACUAAAAACAAAUUUAAGACUAAUAAUCAACAGAUUAAAGCUCUUGGAGAAGAAAAAAACGGAAAUGGCUCUUAAGUCUAGGAAAGAAAUAGCUGAUUACAUUUCAGCUGGAAAAGAUGACAGAGCUAGAAUUCGUGUGGAACAUAUCAUACGUGAAGACUACCUUGUUGAAGCCAUGGAACUUUUAGAAAUGUACUGCGAUCUCUUGCUGGCUAGGUUUGGUUUGAUUCAGACUCAGAAGUAAGUAGACCUAUAUUAGACCCACCAUAUUAAAUGUUAUCUGAAACACUAUUUACUUGAUAAACCAGUUUUAGGUCUUUAUAUAUCCAUUUGAAAAAUUUUUGGAUCUUUAACUUCAGGGAGCUUGACCCAGGACUUGAAGAAGCCAUUGCAAGCAUUAUUUGGGCAACACCAAGGCUGCAAGCAGAUGUCCAAGAACUUAAGGCAGUUACAGAAGAAUUUGCUCGCAAAUAUUCACCAGAAUUUGCCCAGGCAUGCAGAUCAAACGCCCUUAGUAAUGUCAAUGAAAAGGUAAAGUCAUAAUUUUUUUUAUCUUUAUCAAACAAUGCAUACAAAAAUGUGCACUAGCAUCUUUAGAAAAGUUAUAUUGGUUAUGUUAUUAAAAUUAUUGGAGUUUUUCAGCAAUUAAUAUAUAAAACCUAUACUUUUAAAAUAAAUGAUCUAAAUGAUGUCAAUUUCUAAAAUUAGUAGCAAAUUCCUGUUUGAUCAUUUGAAAUUCAUUGUUUAUAAUUGUAUAUUAUUUUAAAAUAAAUUUAAGCAUUGUUUUAUUUUUUAAUGUAUUUCUUUGAAUGACGGAUGUGUUAUGUAAGUGUGUUAGUUUGAUUUUCUAAGGCAAGUUUUUUGCUAUAUUUACUAAUAUUGCCAAUGCAUUGCCUAUGCACAGACACAUACUUUAAAGGAUCUUUAAUUUGUUUGCAAUCCCAUCUUCCAAGUCUGCAUAUUUAGAAUGUGGCAUGAUUAUAUUUGUAUGUUAAACUUGAUUAAUUACCUUAUGAAGCUAUACAACUUCCUUGUCAGCAGUAACUUCUUGUGGGUUGUAACUGAUAAAAUAUAAAAGUUCUGAUUUUCAUAUGUUUUAUUGCUACAUUUUCUUUUAUUAAUAGCAUAUUUAUACUUCACUCUUCAUUUUUUUUAAUGUAUUUUUUUUAGUCAUCAUUAAUAUUUUUCCUGAAAACCUAAUAAAUUUAAUAAAAUGUAUUUAUUGAAAAGGAUUUUAGGUUGAGCUGCCAUAGUUACUCCCAAUGUCAUUUAACUUUAAAAAAAUUUUGAGCAGGUUAUGCACAAGCUAUCGGUUCAAGCUCCCCCAAAGUCAUUAGUGGAACGUUACAUGGUUGAAAUUGCAAAGACUUACAAUGUGCCAUUUGAACCUGACCCAUCUGUGAUGCAUCAAGAUGAGAUAUUGCUGGCAGAAAAUCUGUUGAUAGAUUUAAAUGAAGAUAGGAAGAACACAGGAGGCAGCGGCGGUGGUGGGCCAAGGGGUGGAAUGGGCAUCCAACAGCCAAUGAAUUACCCAGCAGUACAACCAUUACCUUUAGUGAGUUCUGGUCUUCAGCUUACCAAGUGCCUUAUUCUGAUUAUUUUAUGAAUUAUUAAAAUGUCUUAAAUUGUUUAAACUAAAUGUUUUCUACUCAAAGCUAAUUACAGUUCUCAAAUUGAAAAGACUUUUAUUUUCAUUACUACUUAUACACAAAAUUAAAAGGUAUGUUAUUUCUAUCACAUUUAAGAAACUUAUGCUUUAAUAAAUUGUUAACCAUUAAGUUUGUGUUAACAAUAAUUGUACAUAUUUCUUCCAUCAAUAACUAGAACUAUCCAUCAGGACCAAUGGCAUCAGCACCCCCUCCUCUUCCCAACCAACCACCUCAUGGAGGUUUAAGUCUAUACCCUUCAGGUUAUCAACCUCCAGCCUACAAUUCUGGUGCUCACUCUGCACCUGCAGGACCUCCUAAUUUUGAUCAGCUGUAUAAUGGUAAUGCCAAGCCAGCGUAUCCACCAGGGCCUUCUGUGUCUGUGCCACCUUCAAGGCCUCAGCAAAGUAAGACAUAAUCAUUGAUGGCAUGCACAUAGGAAUCUAUCCACACUCCAGUCGAAACGAGCCACUUUUAUUGAUUACACUACAUUUUUUUGUUUUGUUGUCUUCUUUAAUUUUUCACCUUUCGAGGCCUGGCAAGUGAAGGUUUGUGGUCACGUCCCAGUACCGUAUGUGAACCAACAUUUUUUUUAGAGAAACACUGCUCUAGAUAAUAUUUUUAAAAGUUCUAAUGUUCCUCUGCAGCUAUAUGAACAUGUGCUUUAAGGUUCUGUUGGCCUGCUUGGCUUAUAAAAUUUAGUUAAGUCUUAAUUGAUGAUGAUUUGCCAUUGAUGAUAAAUAUCUGUAAAAUAAUUAAGUUGAUACCCUUAUAAAUAAAGAAAUGGUCAUUUGGUUAAAAGUUGUCAUAUUUGUUUAGAAAUAUAUCCCCUAAAUGUCCAAAUUGUUUCCAUGACAUGUGAUAUGCUAUUUUUAAACUCAGCAGAAGAUACUGACAAUAUGAUGUAGAGUAAAUGAUUUUUCUUCAUUGAAAGUUUGACUGAUUCUGUCGAAGAUUUGUCAGUGCCAAAAGCCAUGGUUACUUUCUUUGUGGCGGCAAUGAGGGAAAUAAAAUGAAAUGCUUAAUUGAUUGGCCAUUUUUUAUUUCAAGUAGAUAGAAAUUGUAUUCACUGCUAAUAGCAUAUGAAACUGAUUUCUAAGAUAUAUAUGAAUCAGUCAAUAUUAAAAAAUCUACCAUUUAAAUAAUGCAUCAGUUUUAAUCAUAUUUAUAUUUGUCAUCAAUGCAAUGGCAGGAAAUAUUUCAGUACAUAAAUUAAUGCUGAGGAAAAAAGGAAUCUUACAUAGUUAGUCUUCUAGUUUUACUUACACAGACAAUCUUACCUUAAAUAUGCUGUAUGUGUUUUACAAAUCAUGUUUUCUGUUUGCUAAAAUUAUAAAGAAACAUUUAUUUGUGUUUCAGAGAAUGAAGACUUAUUUCCAGAACUACCAACUGUUCCAAACAACACUUUGCCAGAUCUGGGCAACUCUGUUGGGGGGAAUUCUGCGGGAGAUGACGUAGACUUUGAUGAUUUGACGCGAAGAUUUGAACAGUUAAAGAAAAAGAAGUGAAAAAUAUUAAUCGCUCCUUUUUAAAAAUAUAUUUUCUAUAAUUUAAAAUCAUACAGUAAUUUUUUGCAGACUCUAAUUGUUGCUAAAACAUUAUUACCAUAUACUAAAGCAUGUCAUCUCAAAGGUUUUUUUAAAAACAAAAAGGACAGCAAAAAUCAAGUAAUAAGUCUAUUUCGGAGGACAGUCACCAUUUUCUAUAACUACUUAGAGUUUAUUUAUGAUACCAUCAAUAGAACUUUGUAUAAUUUAUUGCAUUCCUAGAUAACACACCCUUUUGUUGUGAUAGUAAAUACUCUUUUGUAAUUAGCAAACAUACUAAGGCUUGUGACUAGCUACUUUUUGUUUGGAGUCUUCAGAUUUCUGUUUCCUCAUUUUUAUAAAUACAAUAAUAGACAACCCUCAAUUUAUAUGCUGGUUGAAGGUCUUUGGGAAUUUAAGAUGGAACCCAUCAUAUCAGUGGGAAAUCAAAGGGUUUGGUUACCUAAAUUUAAUAAUUUUAUAGACACUGGGCAUAAGCAGUCAGUUACUGCAUCUUUGCUUUGGAGAAAUAUGACAUGUAGUGAAAAAAAAAAGAAAAUCCAGUGAAUCCUUUAAAUACAUUAAUAAAAAAAAUAAAUAUUCAAUCUGAAAUUUUAUCUUGUGGCUAAAUAAUGUACAUAAAUCAUUAAAUAUGUAUUUAAAAUCUGCCUGGCUUAGACUUGGCUCCUUAUUAUCAAAGUUAUCAAAUGGAUGGAUUGUAACAGUGAAUUCAGUUUAAUUUUUUUUAAAAACAAUAAUAAUGCAAACGGAUAUUACAUGUGCGUGUUAGUGUUGCCAUAAUCCAGCAAAACAAACAUUAAACAUUUUUGUCUGCUUAUUCUGAGGCCAACUAUAUAAAGCUAAAAAUAUAAUUGACAGAAUAUUAUGAUCAUGAUGUUUACAUAAAUGAUUGUGGAACCCUAUCUGAAAAUUGUGUGAAAUCAUAUAUCGGUAGCUGAAUUAUAAAAAUUCUAGUGAAUAUGUCCAAUACAUGUACCGUACUUAAUUGUGUAUAAAUAUAAUUUACCAAUGCCAGGUAUAAAUAGACUUGUUUAUUCAUGUGUUUGUCAGAUCUGGGCAUUUGUUCAGGAGGGAUGGUAAGGGGUUAUUUGGCAAAAAUAUAUGCAGUUAAAGGGGAAAAAAAAUAAACGUUUUUCUUGUACAUAUAAUAUGUUAUAAAUUCUUUUGUUUCGUUCUAAUUUGCCACAAUAUAUAUUACACAUCUUUAUUUUUCAGAAUACUAUUCUCGUAAUAUGUUAUGUCAAUUCGUUUAAGAAAUUCCCUGUCCUGUAAUAUUUUUGAAAGCUUUGUGUGAAAAAAAUUGCCUCAAGGAAAAUCAUAAUUGAAACAAACCAAAAUAAUUUUUGUUCGCUUUGCAUUUAACUUUUAUUUAAUGUAUCUAAAAAAAAUCAUUUUUGUAUGCAAUCAACAUACUGAUAUCAUAAAGUUCACAUGUAAAUAGCUCCUUGUAAAUUUAUUGAUUCAACAUACAGGUACCUAAUACUAUAGACCUAUUUUUUACUUAAUAUAACUUACUUUUUUAUAGCAUUCGUUAAUAUAAAGUAGGUCUACUAAAAAUGGGCCUAAGCAAGCUGUCCAAACUCUAAGACUAAAAUGAGUACUUCACAAAUAAAGUAUUUAUCAUAUUAUUAUUCUAAUCAUAUACAGGAUAUGGUCUAAUUUGUUUGUGUUAAGUUAAAUCUAAUAUAAAGUAACCUAGACCUAGUCUAGGCCUAAAACAUAUUAGGCUUAGGCCCGAUAGCCUAUUUAUUAUUAUUGGCUUAAAUUAUUAAAUUAGGCAUAGCCUAAAAUUUAGGCUUUAUUUAGUGUAUUAGACUCAUUCUCAUUUAUUAGACUAACUCACUUCAUGUACCGUACAUUAAGAAAUUUCAAGCACGUUAUUAUAUUGCCGCCAUAUUGGUUUUUGUUUAUCUUGAUCAUCGGUGAUCAUGACGCUUUUUGGCAAUCUCUUGGCCGUCGACAUAACCGGGUUCUACUGUAUAAAUUUAAGUGUAAAGAAGAAGGCUGGAGAGCCUUAUGUGAAAUAAGACUACAAAUUUGGAAUUGAUAUGGUUUAUCAAAAUAUUGAAGUGUUGAUACACCAUUUUUUUUACCUCCAUAUUUACUAUUUCAAUGAAAUACAUUUUUCCUUGUUAUAAAGCACCUUUUCUCCAGGGAAAGUAUUAGCCAAUUUAAGUUUUAGUAUAAUCAUCUGGGUGGGGGUAACAUUACCACCUUGCUAUUUUAUUAUAAUUGACAGUGAAUCUUGUUUUUUUUUAGGAGUUUUAUAUUCCUUUGUUUUGUAAUGUGAGUGAAUAGAAACUGAAACCAGGAGUUGCAAAAAAUGUGAAAACUUGGGAUAUAAAUAAACUAGCUUCAGUAUUGAAAAGUAGAAUUUUCUGUAUGUCGCCUGCCUUGAAUAAAAAUAAAGUUCAUAUGAAUUUGAUUUAGUCAGGUUUGUUCCCUUUCAGAUAUCAAACUAAAGUAAUGAGUUAUUUCUAUGUAACUAUUAAUGGUUAGAGAUCUUUUUAAAAUGAUAAACACAGGGAAAUCCAAAACAGCAUUUU
This is a messenger RNA of Lymnaea stagnalis (great pond snail), 8250 nucleotides long. The record is from the annotation of a GenBank genome assembly. Lineage: Eukaryota; Metazoa; Mollusca; Gastropoda; Lymnaeidae.